AUGACUCGCUCGGUUGCCCUUGCGCUCCAUGCGCUCGUUCUCAGCCAGGCCGUAAUUGCUGCACCGCAGCCGGCCCCAAGGGCUACCACCAACUUGGAUACAUGGCUUGCAUCGGAAGCUAAAGUGGCUCUUAAUGGUAUCCUUGACAACAUCGGUUCUGGCGGCGCCUACGCGGCCUCUGCUCACGCGGGCAUCGUGAUCGCCAGUCCCAGUACCAACGAUCCGGAUUAUUACUAUACGUGGAGUCGGGAUGCAGCCCUGGUCGUCAAAGUUUUGGUCGACCUUUUCAGAAACGGAGAGUCCAGUCUACAGACAGUGCUGAUGGAAUAUGUCAACGCGCAAGCUCAUCUCCAGACUGUGUCCAACCCGUCGGGAUCGCUUUCCUCUGGGGGUCUUGGAGAACCCAAGUUCAAUGUCGAUGAGACUGCGUUCACCGGCAGUUGGGGACGCCCCCAGCGGGAUGGACCGGCUUUGCGAGCUACUGCCCUGAUUGACUUUGGAAACUGGCUUAUCGACAACGGAUAUUCCAAAUACGCAGUUAGCAACAUCUGGCCAGUCGUUCGCAACGAUCUCUCAUAUGUAGCGCAAUACUGGAACAACACGGGGUUUGAUCUUUGGGAAGAGGUACAAGGCUCUUCAUUCUUCACUAUUGCCGCUCAGCACCGUGCCCUCGUCGAAGGCAGCGCUUUCGCCAGCAGAGUCGGCUCCUCCUGCUCGUGGUGUGACUCGCAAGCACCGCAAGUUCUCUGCUACCUGCAGAGCUUCUGGACCGGGUCUUAUAUCCUCGCCAACUUCGGCAGCAACCGUUCGGGCAAGGACGCCAAUACUAUUCUUGGAAGCAUCCAUACCUUUGACCCCAAUGCCGGAUGCGAUGAUAAUACUUUCCAGCCCUGCUCGCCUCGGACUCUAGCCAAUCACAAGGUGUACACGGACUCUUUCCGCUCCAUUUAUGCCAUCAACUCGGGCAUUGCCGCUGGCAAAGCCGUGGCGGUGGGACGCUACCCAGAGGACAAUUAUUAUAACGGCAACCCAUGGUACCUGGCCACAACGGCAGCGGCAGAGCAGCUCUACGAUGCCAUCUACCAGUGGAACCAGGCCAAAUCGAUCACGAUCACUUCCGUAUCACUCGCUUUCUUCAAGGACAUUUAUCCCUCCGCAGCUGUGGGAACAUAUGCCUCUUCCAGCUCAACCUUUACGGCGAUCCUCGAUGCCGUGAAGACCUACGCAGAUGGAUACAUGGGUAUCGUUGAAAAAUACGCCCGGCCCAACGGCUCUCUCGCAGAACAAUUCACCAGGUCCAACGGCAGCCCGGCUUCCGCCCGCGACCUGACCUGGUCUUACGCCGCGCUUCUCACGGCAAACCUACGCCGCAACUCCGUCAUGCCCCCAUCCUGGGGCGAGAAGAACGCGAAGCAGGCCUCCGCUUGUGUUGCGACUUCUGCAACCGGCACGUACAGCGCUGCAACGGGAACCACUUGGCCCAGCUCCCUGACUAGAGGCCCGACUAACUCCACAUCUACCACCACCACCACCACCACUACAGCCACACCAACAGCCUGUAGCACUCCUACCAGUGUCGCCGUGACGUUCGACGUCACCGCCACAACCAGCUGGGGCGAGAAUGUCUUCAUCGCCGGAUCAAUCCCCGAGCUCGGCAACUGGGCGAGCAGCAAGGCGGUUGCGCUCAGUGCGGCCGAUUACACAGACGCCGAUCACACCUGGGGGGUGACGAUGACUCUGCCCGCGGGAACCAGCUUCGAGUAUAAGUUCCUCCGUGUGGCUAAGAGUGGUGCGGUGACCUGGGAAAGCGAUCCGAACCGCAGCUAUACCGUUCCGGCGGAGUGCGGGAUGAUCGCAGCGACCGAGAGCAGUACGUGGAGGUAG
Messenger RNA from Aspergillus ochraceoroseus IBT 24754, 1884 nucleotides. Its product is annotated as putative glucan 1,4-alpha-glucosidase. The record is from RefSeq and is a predicted model, not a curated record. Gene Ontology annotation, biological process: polysaccharide catabolic process. The coding region runs from base 1 to 1884 and encodes 627 amino acids. Gene Ontology annotation, molecular function: starch binding; glucan 1,4-alpha-glucosidase activity. NCBI's taxonomy places the organism in Eukaryota, Fungi, Ascomycota, Eurotiomycetes, Eurotiales, Aspergillaceae. Gene Ontology annotation, cellular component: fungal-type vacuole. The transcript has 5 exons.